AUGGCUGACGCCGAGUCUUCUGCUGCGGCCGUCAAACGACGAGCCCCCAUUGCUUGUCGAAGAUGUCGACGAAUGAGGAGUAAAUGUGUCCAUGAUCGUGCGCAGCCCCCGUGCAAGGCCUGUGCUGAAGCUGGAUAUGGUGCUGAUGAAUGCACGUUUCUUGAACGGGGCCAACCGGAUCAUGACCGUGAUUUUCGUCACCCCCGUGUCCGGGCAGACAAGUCAGGUAGAAGAGAUCCGGUUAAAGCACGACGUGACAUCCUUGACGCUCCUGUAAAGCCUUUAAAUAAACCGAACAGUGAAUGGGAACGUCUGCCCCCAAUACCCGAAAUUAUCGACGGCAUAAAUCGAUUCACUCGAUACUAUUUUCAACUUGGCUUUAUCCCCAAAGAGCAGUUUCCCAGACGCCUGAUUCAAGAUUAUCAAUCCGUUAGCGUCUUUCUUGUGGUUAGCAUCCUCAGUAUUUCGGCACGUUUCAGCCCUCCUCUCGCGACUCGCUAUGGCUCUGGUAUAAAAGCAGCUGAGUUCUUUAUGGAGCGCGCUGCGGCAAUUGCACCCAGUGAGAUCUUUGCGGCGAAGUACACGUUGGAAAGUUGUCAAGCAUUUUACUUGCUCAGUAUCGCACAACAAGGCAGUGGACUCAGAAACGAAAGUCAUAUGAAUAUGGGCAUCGCUCUGCGGAUGGCGUCGGCGUUGCGUCUCCAUUUGGAAGAAACAUACGAUAUCUCAGAUCCGACGGUCGAUACCAGGAUUCGGGGGGAGUCUGCUCGUCGCACUCUAUGGAUGCUACAUAGUCAGGACCAAUUGCACUCAGGCCCUCACUCGCCCAUUUCCCUUUCUGCGUCGGACAUUACUGCUCUCCUCCCCUGUAAUGAGGAAGAAUUUGACCUAGGGAGGGAGCCCCCUUCACGAGCUGCUCUUGAGGGUUCUCCACCUGCUAUCAGCAAUCCAGCGCUUACGUGUGAUCCGAACCGGUCGCUCUUUGCAUCACUCAUUCAGGCGCACAGUUUAUGGGGCAUUAUCACCCGGCGUGCUGUCAGCUUUACCCGGAGCUCUUAUCCAUGGGAGCCAGAAAGCAAAUAUGCAACUGUCUCGAGAAAGCUUGAUAUCUGGGAAAAUAGCCUACCUCGGGAUCAUCGAUGGAACGAGUUCAUAUAUAGCGAACACAAAGCCAAAGGGCAAGAACUGGCAUAUCUCGGAGUGACCAUGGUCCCGCGCCUUUGCAAUAUCGUCCUUCGACGCCCAUACUUGGUGGAUAUCUUGACGUUUUCUGCUGAAUACAAACAGAGGCCUGAAACCUUCACCAAGAUUGCGUACGAACUCUUUUCCAAUGUCCGUAGCCUUUAUAUACAAAUCGACGCACAAUUUACAGGGCGUUCCUCAGAGGAAAGUGUUGGUGCCCAGAUGGCGGCAUUUUGUGUCUACACAUGUGGUCUUCUUUCCACAUAUCUUUGUUGUUAUCCGAGCAUUUGCCCAGAUCCCAAUAUUAGCCGCGACGGGCAUAUGAUGUACCAGCGAACCCUAGCCAUCUUGCUAGAAUGCAAAGAGGUCUGGCCCCUUGCAUCUCGUUGGGCAGAUGCUCUGGAACGCUUUGCUCAGGAUCCUACAAGCUCUCUUACAUCAGAAACCGGCAUGGCGGACGGUAGAGAUCCCGUUCCUCACCCGGUGAUCGACCUUGCUGCUGCUACUCCUGCAUCAUCUGGGACAUCACCAGCGUCGUCCAUAUACAGCCGACAGGCAAGUUCUAUAGAACAAGGCCCCUCUACUCUACACUCCCCAUCUCCGCAUGGCAUUCCAGCUACUCUAUCGGCGACUCAUAUUUUACCAUCCCAUUUUCCCCCACCUCAAAUCCAACAACAGCCUCAGAUACACCAGAUUCCGGUUCACCAACAUCACCAACCACCAGCUCCAAUGAUGUCACAACACCCGGCAUUUGUUCCUCAUCAACUUCAACCCCAACUGUAUAUGGGUUCUAACGAGAUGGCCAACCUUGGCAUAGUAAUGGGAACAUUCGACCAGAGCGCCCUGCAGGGUUAUCCUAUGUCACAACAAUGCAAUGCUCCGUUGGCUUCCACUAUCCCAACAGUCGCGGCUAUUCCACCAGUGCCACUCGGCGCUCCCGCGGAUGGCUAUGAGAAUGAACUAAACUUUUAUUCUUACGGAUCUCACGACUGGGUACCAUCAAGCAACGUUUUCGACGGCUACGACUAA
Molecule: messenger RNA, 2211 nt
Organism: Fusarium poae
Lineage: Eukaryota; Fungi; Ascomycota; Sordariomycetes; Hypocreales; Nectriaceae
Exons: 8
Coding region: 1-2211 (736 amino acids)
Biological process (GO): DNA-templated transcription; regulation of DNA-templated transcription
Cellular component (GO): nucleus
Molecular function (GO): zinc ion binding; DNA binding; DNA-binding transcription factor activity, RNA polymerase II-specific
Source: RefSeq, a predicted model, not a curated record